GGGCGGAGCUUACACACAACUCUGCCUGCGGACUGUUGUUGUUCAGCUCGACAUUAGCUGCUAACAGCUUACGCUAGAGAGAAUGAAGCGCUGCUCCCUUUUUACGCGAUUAUGUUAGUUAUCUCGGGUUAGCUCUGUUUAACCCGGGUUAGCUCUGUUUAACCCGGGUUACCUGUCAGAAGUAGCAGCAAGUCAUAGCUAGCCGCUUGCAUCAUUAGCAUGUUGAAGCUAGUUAGCCUGUGCUGUAAAUAUUAGCUGCUCGUUAGACAUUAGCGUCCUUUAGCUUAUUGUGUUCUGUAUUUAACAUAAAUAUUGGUUUGUUUUGUUGUUUUCUCACUGUUAUCAUGGAUACUUGUCUGUUUAACGGUCCAGCUGGUCCACUUCUCGGGGCUAACAGCUAGCUCGCAAACAUUAGCUGCUAUCUUCCUUCGGUCUUUGUUAGCUUACAGUUUAGCUUAGCAUCGGUAGCAGGGUGGACGAUGAUCAAACAGACCGUUUAUUGUCGGUGUAGCUGAUGCUAAGCUAACAGAUCUGUGACCUGUCAGUGUUAUUAGGCAGAUUUCACGGGUUUCUCUGGUUGGUGGCUGAUAUGCAGCUGUUAGCUGAUCCAGCUGUGCAGUGACCUUCAUCAUCAUCAUCAUCAUCAACGUGUGGGUCAUUAUGGCCCUCAAAUCAGGCUGCAGGCACAGCUGCUCUGCACGUGUUGUUUACCUGCUCGUCCUGUCAGGAUGCAUUGCUGCGUCUCAGAGGAAUGACAACGUCUACGUGUCAGGGAUUUCUAAUGCCUGCGGUGAGGGGGCGGAGCUUCUGCGAGCAUCCAGCGGCGUCAUCACCAGUCCUGGCUGGCCCUUUCAGUACCCGUCCAGACUGAACUGCAGCUGGAACAUCAGAGCCCGACCUGGAGACACCAUCACCAUCAGCUUCCAGGACUUUGACCUGCAGGGUUCCCAUCGAUGCUCAUCAGACUGGAUGUCCAUCAGCAGCUACAGGAGUCUGGAUGGGCUCAGGGUCUGUGGCUCCUCCCUGCCUCCACCAUACAUCUCCACCCAGGACCACGUGUGGAUCCACUUCCACUCUGACGACAGCGUGACGGGGAAAGGCUUCAGGCUGUCCUAUGUCAGCGGUAAACCAGAGGCGUCAGGCUGUGAGGUGGAUCAGUUCCACUGCUCUAAUGGGAAGUGUGUUCCUGACUGGUGGCGCUGUAAUGCUAUGGAUGAAUGUGGAGAUAACUCAGACGAGGAGCUGUGUGUCGACUCCCCUUUCUCCUUCCAGCCUUGCAGCCUCAACCAGUUCCCAUGCCUGUCACGCUACACCCGAAUCUACACCUGCCUACCGCACAGCCUGCGCUGUGAUGGCAGCAUCGACUGUCAGGACCUCGGGGAUGAGAUUGACUGUGACGUUCCCACUUGUGGAGAAUUGUUGAGGAACUUCUAUGGGUCCUUCAGCUCUCCAAACUACCCAGAUUUUUACCCUCCGGGGAGCAACUGCACCUGGCUGAUCGACACCGGAGACCACAGGAAGGUCAUCCUGAGGUUUACUGACUUUAAACUUGAUGGGACAGGUUACGGAGAUUACGUAAAGGUGUACGACGGCCUUGAGGAGAACCCUCGCCGUCUCCUCAGGGUGCUGACAGCCUUCGACUCCAGGGCACCGGUCGCUGUGGUUUCAUCGUCUGGUCAGCUCCGAGUUCAUUUCUAUGCAGACAAGAUCAACGCUGCCAGAGGCUUCAACGUCACCUACCAGGUUGACGGGUUCUGCCUGCCCUGGGAGGUACCCUGUGGGGCUAACUGGGGCUGUUACACGGAGCAGCAGCGCUGUGACGGGUACUGGCACUGUCCAAACGGACGGGAUGAGCUGAACUGUUCUUCAUGUCAGGAGGAUGAGUUCCCCUGUUCCAGAAACGGGGCCUGUUACCCUCGAUCAGACCGCUGCAACUACCAGAACCGCUGCCCCAAUGGUUCUGACGAGAAGAACUGCUUCUUCUGCCAGCCCGGAAACUUUCACUGCAAGAAUAACCGCUGUGUGUUUGAGUCGUGGGUGUGCGACGCUCAGGACGACUGUGGGGAUGGCAGCGAUGAGGAGAGCUGUCCAGUCAUCGUUCCCACCAGAGUCAUCACCGCCGCCGUCAUCGGCAGCCUCAUCUGUGGCCUCCUAUUGGUCAUCGCCCUCGGCUGCACCUGCAAACUCUAUUCACUGCGCAUGUUUGAACGCAGAUCAUUUGAGACCCAGCUGUCUCGUGUAGAGGCGGAGCUACUGAGGAGGGAAGCCCCGCCCUCUUAUGGUCAGCUGAUCGCCCAGGGACUGAUCCCACCUGUGGAGGAUUUCCCAGUGUGCUCUGGGAGUCAGGCCUCUGUCCUGGAAAACCUCCGUCUGGCUGUUCGCUCUCAGCUCGGCUUUACCUCCCUCAGACUUCCCUCCUCCGGUCGACAUGGCAACCUCUGGCGGCGUCUCUUCACAUUCUCGCGGUCCCGGCGGUCUGGCUCUCUGGCUCUGGUCUCUGCUGACCUGGAGGACAGCGCUGGCACUGGGAGCACUGGGAGUUCUGGUUCAGACCUGCUGUCUCCGGACUCAGAUGACACGGAUACGGAGGGCGAGCGAGGAAGAGAGCGAGGUGUGGGUGCAGUUGGCGGGCCUGUUGCCCCUCUACCCAACAAAACUCAGCCCUCCUCUGCUGUAGAGGCUGUGCUGUCUGUCACAUCAGCCGCCCCUGUGAUGCCGACGCUGGCCCGCGACAGAGCUCGCGAGAGACCCAGAGAGGGCCCCCCCCCCUCCAGCCCAGUCCAUAUGGUAACAUCCAGACCAGAUCCUGAAUGCCAGAGUGAGGUCUCACAGCUCCAGGCUCCUCCCACAUCAGCCCUACAGCGACUAGCCCAGAACCUGCACAGACUUGCCAGAAACCUGACCAGAACAAGCCCCUCCCAGCAGGACCAGACAUGGACCAAUCACAGUCCACUUCACCAGCUGGAGACAGGAAGAGGUGGGGUCGAUGCUGCUGAGCGAAGAGGAAGCAGAGAAGAAGAAGAGGAUGUUGAGCUCCUGAUACCUGUCUCUGACUCCUCCUCCUCCUCCUCCUCUUCCUCCUCAUUGGUGAGUGACAUCAGACAGCCGCUCCUGGAGCACCACCCACACCGCCAACACCAUGGAAAUGCUGGUCGGGGAGGGCGUGACGGCCCCUGUGAACACUGCAGGAUGGUCCACACGGCUCAGAUCCCUGACGCCUGUCUUGAGGCAACUGGCAAGACAGAGAGCAGCGACGACGAGUUGCUGCUACUCUGCUAGAGGGCUAACAUGCUCAGCUAACAUUCUAACUGAUAGUCUUACACUUACAGCAACUUACAACAUGCUGUCUACUCUGACCCUACACCUACAGCAGGCUUACAUGCUAAAUGACCCACUACUCUGACUCAAAAUGUUCAGCAAGUUAACAUGCUAACUGACAGACUAGCACUUACUACUCUGACCCAACAGGCUACCACUGCUAAAUGUAACCUUAACACACAUCUCAUACAUUAGUCAGCUAGACAACAUGCUAAUGUAUCACACUGGACUACAGCUAUCCAUAAAGCUAACUUGUUCUCUGGACUGUGACUCAGAUAAGCUAACAUUUGUUAGACACGUUAGCAUGUUAGCUGAAUCAAAUGUUAGCCCUCAAUAAUGUUUGAGAUAACGGACCAAUCAGAAACCAAAUGAAUGAUGUCACUGGUUGGGUCCUAAUGUUGGUAUGACUGUAAAAACUGCCUCCUGUUGUUUCCCUGGUCCGUCCGUAAAAACCAUUACCCAGGUGUACUUACUGCUUGGUACGACUUUGUCAACUCUGACCUCCUUCUUGUUGGUACGAGGGUAAACUGUGUCCUCACAGAACAGUGGGCGAUCUCUGUUACUGAGAACGUUAAAGUCGCAUCAUAGACGACACAUACCUGUUGGACUGGUGCUUCUGUUAAAAUGUCCCCCCAUCUCCUCAGUGCUGUUUGAUCUAUUUAUGAAGAUGAUGAAGGCCAUGUGAACAGUGGAGGGUAACCAGAGACCUCCGCUAGCAGGCAAAUGUAUCAAUAUCAUCGACUGUAAUCAGAGUCACACAGUCAGCCUGAGUCUCAGUGACUCAGUUCCAGUCAAGGUGAGUCAGUCUGAGUCAGUCUGAGUCUCAGAGUCAGUCUGAGUCUCAGUGAGUCAGUCUGAGUCUCAGAGUCAGUCUGAGUCUCAGUGAGUCAGUCUGAGUCUCAGAGAGUCAGUCUGAGUCUCAGAGUCAGUCUGAGUCUCAGUGAGUCAGUCUGAGUCUCAGUGAGUCAUUCUGAGUCUCAGGCUGGAGGUGUCUCAGUGUCUCCAGCCCUCUGCUGCAUCGUUCCUCUUCUCUCCUGACUGUUGGUGGAUAAACAACAACACAAACGUUUUUGUAAAAAGUUUAAUCAAUGAGGUCAUCACUCAGACUGAAAGGUAACACCAGCCAGACUGACAUGUCUGUGUCAUGUGACCCUCAUCAUACUGAGCAUGCUCCAAGCUCUCUGUGCGGCUCUAAAAGAUGACGUUCUGACAGAAGGAGGUGGUCUGAGGUUUACCUGUUCACAAACUGAGGUUCAACUUUUGAGCAAACGUAGACCUUCUCUUUAUUGACUCAUCUUUAGUGACUCCUCCUCAUCAUUGCCCCCUCCCCCUCUGUAUUGACCCCUUCUCCUCUUUAGUGACUCCUCCUCUUCAUUCACCCUUCCUCCUUAUAAUUUGCCCCUCCCCCUCUUUAUUGACUCCUCCUCAAACUGAAGCCAUCCACAGAUCCUGUCUGUAUUUAUGUUUUUUGGUACUCAGAUCUCAGCUGACCUAUUGUGAGUGUGACUGUGUAUAUUUAUUAUUAUUAUUGUUGUUAUUAUUAUUAUUAUUAUUAUUAAUAUGAUGGUUAUUCUUGUUGUUGUUGUUGUUUUGUUUUCUAACCUGCAUGAUUCCAGUGGUUUGCUGUUUUCUUUUGAGUCUGUAGUUAAACUGUUUCAAGAAAAAGA
Messenger RNA from Labrus mixtus (cuckoo wrasse), 4985 nucleotides. It is a transcript of the gene lrp12, whose product is annotated as low density lipoprotein receptor-related protein 12. Gene Ontology annotation, molecular function: protein binding; low-density lipoprotein particle receptor activity. NCBI's taxonomy places the organism in Eukaryota, Metazoa, Chordata, Actinopteri, Labriformes, Labridae. The coding region runs from base 661 to 3279 and encodes 872 amino acids. The transcript is spliced from 11 exons. The record is from RefSeq and is a predicted model, not a curated record. Gene Ontology annotation, cellular component: plasma membrane.